Leucoraja erinaceus (little skate) is the source of this 1288-nucleotide messenger RNA. RefSeq names its product cytokine induced apoptosis inhibitor 1 (gene ciapin1). The record is from RefSeq and is a predicted model, not a curated record. Gene Ontology annotation, cellular component: cytoplasm. Gene Ontology annotation, molecular function: iron-sulfur cluster binding. The transcript is spliced from 9 exons. Gene Ontology annotation, biological process: iron-sulfur cluster assembly. The coding region runs from base 115 to 1056 and encodes 313 amino acids. NCBI's taxonomy places the organism in Eukaryota, Metazoa, Chordata, Chondrichthyes, Rajiformes, Rajidae.
GUCAUUGGUACGCGCCGGGCCCACGCAACGUCACCCGCGCGACACCGUGCGCAGGAGCUCGAGUCCCGGGACUGCGGCGAGUGACGGGGUUGUUUGUCGGCCGGGCGGUUUACAAUGGAUCAGUUUGAUAUAAAGCCAGGACACUAUGUGGUAGUGAUCUGGGAUGAUUUGACCACAGCUGAAUCCAAUUCCAAGCUGGUGCAGGACAUUCGGGCAGUUACUGGUUCUUCAGGAAAUGUAGCAAUGGAAAACAUUGAGAGGCUUCAGCUAUCUGCUCACAAGGACUCCAGCUUUGACGUUGUGCUCUCUGGUGUCGUGCCAGAGUCUACCACUCUGCACAGUUUUGACGUAUUUGCUGAAGUAGCUCGAAUUCUGAAGCCUGGAGGAAGAUUUUACUUCAAGGAGCCCGGGUGUAUAUCAGGUGAUAAUGGGAGAUUGAAGACUGCAUCCCAGCUCGGCUCUCUGCUUAAACUGGCUGGCUUUACGGAGAUCUGUGAGAUGGGAAAAGAACUUUUAACUGCUGAUCAACUAAGUUCCAUAGACCAUGGCAUCGGCUCCCCAAGUGGCAACUUGGUGAAGCACGGAAUAAAGGCGAAGAAACCAGACUUUGAAGUCGGAUCCUCGUCUCAACUCAAACUGUCGUUUGUUAAAAAAAACAACCAGGCACCAGAGAAGCCACAGUUGGACCCCAAUGCAGCAAAGGCUUGGACCUUGUCAGCUACCGAUAUGAAUGACGACGAUGUGGAUUUCAUAGAUUCUGACGAGUUGCUGGACGAAAAUGAUUUAAAGAAACCUGACCCAGCCUCGCUCCGGAUCAUGAAUUGUGGAGACAGCAAAAAGAAAAAGCGUGCCUGUAAAAACUGCACAUGUGGUCUCGCAGAAGAGUUGGUGGUGAAAGGACCCAAAGAUGUGAAGUCCGUGCAGGUCAAAUCGUCUUGUGGAAGUUGCUAUCUGGGCGAUGCGUUCCGCUGUGCCAGUUGUCCAUACAUGGGGAUGCCCGCCUUCAAGCCUGGUGAACAGAUCCUGCUGACGAACAAGACUCUGAGCGAUGCCUGAUGUGUUUGAAGAAAGUCUUUGAUGGACUGCCGCUGCCUGUCUCCACACCUGGGAGAUUCUGUUCCUUCCAUUAGAACUGUCAGAUCUGUGCUCUCUUACCUCAACCAAAUCAGUGAAUUGUUGGAUUUGAUGCAGUCAGACUGAAUUAUUAUCUCAUUACAAAGUAACUGAACUAAUUUGUGAUCUCAAUUCCGGGAGUUUAUUGAGGUGGGGAAAUAAAUUGUAAAUAAUA